Rubroshorea leprosula is the source of this 1077-nucleotide messenger RNA. Lineage: Eukaryota; Viridiplantae; Streptophyta; Magnoliopsida; Malvales; Dipterocarpaceae. The record is from the annotation of a GenBank genome assembly.
UCGCCGCCGCCUGUCCUCAGUCCCCGCCGCCAAGACCUAUAUAUAAAGCCGCAUAGACAAAAAAAAAUCAUGUCUGUUAUUCCCUCGAUAUCAUUACCGUCCCUCCCCCUUCCCCAUGCGCACCUUACCUCUCCCCUUCUUCCCAUGUCUAUCCUGCGCCGCCUCCCCCUCCGCCGCCUAACUCGCCACCACCUUCGCAGCCGACGUUUCGCUACACUUGCCGCAGUCCGCCAAGACACUACCGUCUGGACUCCCACACCCAUUUCCUUAAUUGAGCCCGCGGCCGAGUCCCUCUUCCACAUCAGCAUCGACGUGUCAGAUUCUCCGGACCUCGUUUCGUCCCACACCCGCGCUGGGCAGUACCUCCAGCUCCGGGUCCCUGACGUAGAGAAGCCAUCCUUCCUUGCCAUUGCAUCUCCGCCUUCUCUGGCCACAGCGCGCGGCGCCUUUGAGUUUUUGGUAAAGAGCGUUUCCGGGUCAACAGCGGAGCUUUUAUGCGGAUUGAAGAAAGGGGAUGUGGUGGAGCUUAGUCAGGUGAUGGGGAACGGAUUUAAUACUGACAAGAUUGAUCCGCCUGAGGACUACCCGACGGUUUUGAUUUUCGCUACUGGAUCUGGAAUCAGUCCAAUCCGAUCUCUCAUUGAGUCAGGAUUUGGUGCUAACAAGAGAUCUGAUGUGAGGCUUUAUUAUGGAGCUAGAAAUCUUAAGAGAAUGGCUUAUCAGGAUAGGUUUAAAGAUUGGGAAGCUUCUGGUGUUAGAGUUGUGCCAGUUUUAUCACAGCCAGAUAAUAGUUGGUCUGGGGAAAGUGGCUACGUGCAGUCUGCUUUUGUCAAGGCCAACCAAAUUUAUAGCCCCAAGGGCACUGGUGCUGUGCUUUGUGGCCAAAAACAGAUGACUGAGGAAGUUACUUCAAUACUCGUAGCAGAUGGAGUCUCAAGUGAGAAGAUCCUUAAGAACUUCUGACCAACAAAACUCAAACAGGGUUCUUAUUGUUGUACUAGUAUUAUUGGGAAGAAAAAGUUGAUAAUUAUUCUUUUUCCACUGCUGAGAAUUGGCUAAUAAAAUCAAAUUUUGAGA